Molecule: messenger RNA, 983 nt
Organism: Stomoxys calcitrans (stable fly)
Lineage: Eukaryota; Metazoa; Arthropoda; Insecta; Diptera; Muscidae
Exons: 2
Coding region: 212-934 (240 amino acids)
Source: RefSeq, a predicted model, not a curated record
AUUUAUUGAUGGUUUCUUUGUUUUCUUUCUCUAUACAAAAUCAACCCACUGUGCAAUUGUCAAUCAAAAAAUGACUAUCCAUAAUUACAUUUCUUUUGUUGGGCAUUAAAUAUCCGCCACUAUAAAUAGACCAUGGUGACGUAUGUCAUCGCUUUAGUUCUUAUUGGAAUUUCAUUGCGUAAAUUCAGAUUAAGGCAAUCACGUCAUUCAAAUGGAUAAAUUGGCUUGCAUCAUAUUUGCUCUAAUAGCAUUGGUUCAAGGCUAUCCCACCUUGGUGAAACAGGAAUUGUCGGUGAACACGGUGGCCGAUGUUAUUCAGGUCAUACCAUCGGCUGUAAGCCAUCAAAGUCAGACAGUGGUUCAUGGCAAUGCAAAUACUGCCAUAGCUCCCGCAGUAGCUGUCGAAGAGAACCAUGAGGUGCCUGUGGUUGUGGGCAAAUCAUCCCCAGUGAUUGCUUCCGAUGUUAGUUCUUCCUUGGCUCCUGAACAUAGGGCAGCUGUUGAUGCGGAUAUUCCCAAUCUUAAGGAGCAGUCAUCUGGUUCAACUGAUGAUAAUACUGAAGUUGUAGCUGCUAUAGAAACUAAAUCUGCUCCCGAUAGCCCUGAGAGUCCAGUUAUGGCAGAUUCUGCGGAUGAUAAACCAAUGGUCAAGGAGAAUACCUCUGUUUCAGAUUCUAAUGUUUCAGAAGCUGCAUCUGUGGCAGAAUCAGUUACUCCUAUGGAAACUGCAGCGACUGUUGAUCCCGCUUUGAAUUUGAAAACAGUAGCGGAUCAAAAUGUUGACACUGCUAUUAUAACUCCUGCUGCGUCUACAUCGGGUAUUGUUCUUCCACCUUCGGAAAUUUCUUUCCAUGGCGAGCCUCUCCUUAGGAGUCUAACAGCCUCAGGCUCCUUGCAGUCAUUUUUGGAGACACCAAUAACUUUUGUACAUUAACAUGAUACUUAAGAAAGUGUAAAUAAAACUUUUGAUAUUUUAUAAAGAA